Molecule: messenger RNA, 9787 nt
Organism: Epinephelus fuscoguttatus (brown-marbled grouper)
Lineage: Eukaryota; Metazoa; Chordata; Actinopteri; Perciformes; Serranidae
Product: myosin-10
Exons: 46
Coding region: 212-6271 (2019 amino acids)
Cellular component (GO): myosin complex
Molecular function (GO): cytoskeletal motor activity; ATP binding; actin filament binding
Source: RefSeq, a predicted model, not a curated record
GUGCAACCUCCCUGGCCGGCGAGAGUUCGGUUGAGAGGUUGCUGGAUGGUUGGUACCACUGAUGAGAGAGCGGGCGAAAGAAGGGACUAUUUUAACACGCACUGGAGCACUGUUACAUUCGUCUAUUGGACACUGCUGAGCACCUGGGCAGGGUUUCUUCAUCUACCGUGUGCGGUGGCGUAGUGUCUUCUGCUUCUGGUUUCCAGCAGAAAUGUCACAGAGGAGCGGGCAGGAGGACCCGGAGCGGUACCUCUUUGUGGACCGUGCUGUGGUCUACAACCCGGCUGCACAGGCCGACUGGACUGCCAAGAGGCUAGUAUGGAUCCCAUCAGAACGCAACGGCUUCGAGGCUGCCAGUAUUCGUGAGGAGCGCGGAGAUGAGGUGGUGGUGGAACUGGCAGAGAAUGGGAAGAAGGCGGUGGUCAACAAGGAUGACAUCCAGAAGAUGAAUCCGCCAAAGUUCAGCAAAGUAGAGGACAUGGCCGAACUCACCUGUCUGAACGAAGCCUCUGUGCUUCACAACCUCAAAGACCGCUACUACUCUGGCCUCAUCUAUACAUACUCUGGUCUCUUCUGCGUUGUCAUAAAUCCCUACAAAAACCUGCCCAUCUACUCAGAGAACAUCAUUGAGAUGUACAGGGGCAAAAAGAGGCACGAAAUGCCCCCUCACAUCUACGCCAUCUCAGAGUCUGCGUACAGAUGCAUGUUACAAGAUCGAGAGGACCAAUCCAUUCUUUGCACAGGUGAGUCAGGAGCUGGCAAGACAGAAAAUACAAAAAAGGUCAUUCAGUACCUGGCACACGUUGCCUCCUCCCACAAAGGAAGAAAAGACCACAGCAUUCCUCCAGAAUCACCCAAACCAGUGAAACUACAGGCACAAAAUGCAGUUAGUGGACCCCUGUUUUAUGGUGAAUUAGAACGUCAGCUUUUACAAGCCAACCCCAUCCUUGAAUCUUUUGGGAACGCUAAGACAGUGAAAAAUGACAACUCGUCACGUUUUGGGAAAUUUAUCCGUAUCAACUUUGAUGUUACCGGAUACAUCGUUGGAGCCAAUAUUGAAACCUACUUACUGGAGAAAUCCAGAGCUAUUCGUCAAGCCAAAGAUGAGCGCACCUUCCACAUCUUCUACCAGCUGCUGGCUGGAGCGGGAGAGCACCUCAAAUCGGACCUGCUUUUGGAAGGAUUCAACAACUACCGUUUCCUGUCUAACGGUAACAUCCCAAUCCCGGGCCAGCAGGACAAAGACAACUUCCAGGAGACCAUGGAGGCCAUGCACAUCAUGAGCUUUGGCCAUGAGGAGAUUCUGGCCAUGCUGAAAGUGGUGUCCUCAGUGCUUCAGUUUGGUAACAUUAACUUUAAGAAGGAGAGGAACUCUGACCAAGCCUCUAUGCCUGAUAAUACUGCUGCUCAGAAGCUGUGUCAUCUGCUGGGUAUGAAUGUAAUGGAGUUUACCAGAGCCAUCCUGUCCCCGAGGAUCAAAGUGGGAAGAGACUACGUGCAGAAAGCACAGACUAAAGAGCAGGCUGACUUUGCAGUCGAGGCGUUGGCUAAAGCGACAUAUGAGCGUCUGUUCCGCUGGUUGGUCCAUCGCAUUAACAAAGCUCUGGACAGAACCAAACGGCAGGGUGCCUCCUUCAUCGGCAUCCUGGACAUUGCGGGUUUUGAGAUUUUCCAGUUGAACUCAUUUGAGCAGCUGUGUAUUAACUACACCAAUGAGAAGCUGCAGCAGCUCUUCAACCACACCAUGUUCAUCCUGGAGCAGGAGGAGUACCAGAGGGAGGGCAUCGAGUGGAGUUUCAUCGACUUCGGUCUUGACCUGCAGCCCUGCAUCGACCUCAUUGAGAGGCCGGCAAACCCUCCCGGGGUGUUGGCUCUUCUGGAUGAAGAGUGCUGGUUCCCCAAGGCCACAGACAAAACCUUUGUAGACAAGCUGAUCCAAGAGCAGGGCACACACCCCAAGUUCCAGAGGCCCCGCCAGCUCAAAGACAAGGCCGACUUCUGCAUCAUCCACUAUGCCGGCAGGGUUGACUACAAGGCAGAUGAGUGGCUGAUGAAGAACAUGGACCCCCUGAAUGACAAUGUGGCCACACUUCUACACCAGUCAACUGACAAGUUUGUGGCUGAACUUUGGAAAGAUGAGAUUCAGACCAUUCAAAGGGCUUCAUUCUAUGACAAUGUCACUAGUCUGGAUGACCCGGCAGUGGACCGUAUCGUGGGCCUGGACCAGGUGGCAGGGAUGAACGAGACAGCCUUUGGUGCCACCUACAAAACAAAAAAGGGCAUGUUUCGUACAGUGGGACAGCUCUACAAGGAGUCACUCACCAAGCUCAUGGCCACACUGAGGAACACCAACCCCAACUUUGUGCGCUGCAUCAUCCCCAACCACGAGAAAAGAGCUGGUAAACUGGAGCCUCACCUGGUCCUGGACCAGCUGAGGUGUAAUGGAGUCCUAGAGGGGAUUCGCAUCUGCAGACAGGGUUUCCCCAACCGCAUCGUCUUCCAGGAAUUCAGACAGAGAUAUGAGAUCCUGACACCUAACGCUAUCCCCAAAGGAUUCAUGGAUGGGAAACAAGCCUGUGAGAGAAUGAUCCGAGCCCUGGAGCUGGACCCCAACCUGUUUCGUAUCGGUCAGAGUAAGAUCUUUUUCAGAACCGGGGUUCUGGCUCACCUGGAGGAGGAGAGAGAUCUGAAGAUCACUGACAUCAUCAUCUACUUCCAGUCUGUUUGCCGUGGAUACUUGGCACGCAAGGCCUUUGCUAAGAAGCAGCAGCAGCUGAGUGCUCUGAAGGUCCUCCAGAGGAACUGCGCUGCUUACCUGAAGCUGCGACACUGGCAGUGGUGGCGGCUCUUCACCAAGGUGAAGCCUCUGCUGCAGGUCACCAGGCAGGAGGAGGAGCUGCAAGCCAAAGAUGAGGAGCUGGUGAAGGUCAAGGAGAGACAGCUCAAGGUGGAGAAUGAGCUCGUGGAGAUGGAGAGGAAACACCAACAGCUCGUAGAGGAGAAGAAUAUUCUAGCAGAACAACUCCACGCAGAGACGGAGCUGUUUGCCGAGGCCGAGGAGAUGAGAGUUCGCCUGCUCUCCAGGAAGCAGGAGCUGGAGGAGAUCCUUCAUGACCUGGAGUCGAGGGUGGAGGAGGAGGAGGAGAGGAACCAGAGCCUGCAGAACGAGAAGAAGAAGAUGCAGUCACACAUCCAGGACCUGGAGGAGCAGCUCGAUGAGGAGGAAGCUGCAAGACAGAAGCUGCAGCUGGAUAAAGUGACAGCCGAGGCGAAGAUCAAGAAAAUGGAGGAGGACAUUCUCCUGCUGGAGGACCAAAACUCCAAGUUCCUUAAGGAGAAAAAGCUUUUGGAGGACAGGAUCGGUGAGAUGACCUCCCAGCUGACAGAAGAGGAGGAGAAAGCAAAGAACCUCGGCAAGGUCAAGAACAAGCAGGAGCUGAUGAUGGUUGACCUGGAAGAGCGAUUAAAGAAGGAGGAGAAAACGCGGCAGGAGCUGGAGAAGGCUAAACGCAAACUGGAUGCUGAGACGACUGACCUGCAGGACCAGAUUGUUGAGCUCCAGGCCCAAAUAGAGGAGCUGAAGAUCCAACUGAGCAAGAAGGAGGAGGAGCUGCAGGCUGCUCUGGCCAGGAGUGAUGAGGAGACCGUCCAGAAGAACAACGCCUUGAAGCAGAUUCGGGAGCUGCAGGCCCAUCUGGCUGAGCUUCAGGAGGACCUGGAGUCAGAGAAGAUGUGUCGAAGUAAAGCUGAGAAAUUAAAGAGGGAUCUGAGUGAGGAGCUUGAGGCCCUGAAGACAGAGCUCGAGGACACUUUGGAUACCACCGCAGCCCAGCAGGAGCUCCGGUCCAAGCGAGAGCAAGAGGUGGCAGAGCUGAAGAAGGCCAUCGAUGAGGAGACCAAAAACCAUGAGGCUCAGAUCCAGGAUAUGAGACAGAGGCACGCCACAGCGCUGGAAGAGCUAGCCGAACAGCUGGAACAGGCCAAGAGGUUCAAGGCCAACCUGGAGAAGAACAAGCAGAGUCUGGAGAGCGACAACAAAGAGCUGGCCUGUGAUGUGAAGAGCCUGCAGCAGGCGAAGACAGAGUCUGAACAUAAGAGGAAGAAACUGGAGGGCCAGCUGCAGGAGUUUAUGUCCAGGGUCACUGAGGUAGACAGGGUCAAGGGAGAGCUGGCCGAACGCUCACUCAAACUACAGACGGAGCUGGACAAUGCAUCUGCUUUGCUGGAGGAGGCAGAGAAGAAGAGCCUGAAACUGGCCAAGGAAGUCGACAAACUGAACAGCAAACUGCAGGACUCAGAGGAGCUGCGCCAGGAGGAGACGCGUCAAAAGCUGAACCUGAGCAGCCAAAUCCGCCAGCUGGAGAUGGAGAAGAACACCUUGCUGGAGCAGCAGGAGGAGGAAGAAGAGGCACGACGCAACCUGGAGAAACAGCUGCAGACGGUGCACUCUCAGCUCUUUGAGACAAAGAAGAAGCUUGAGGAGGACAUGGGCUCAAUGGAGGGCCUGGAGGAGGUGAAGAGAAAACUCCAGAAGGACGUAGAGCUGACCAACCAGCGUCUGGAAGAGAAGACAAUGGCCAUGGACAAAAUGGAGAAGACCAAGAACCGGCUGCAGCAGGAGCUGGACGACCUGAUGGUUGACCUGGACCACCAGAGACAGAUCGUCUCCAACCUGGAAAAAAAACAAAAGAAGUUUGACCAGCUGCUGGCUGAAGAGAAGACCAUCUCAGCUCGUUAUGCUGAGGAGCGUGACCGUGCAGAGGCUGAGGCCAGAGAGAAGGACACCAAGGCUCUGUCUAUGGCCAGAGCUCUGGAAGAGGCCUUGGAGGCCAAAGAAGAACUGGAGAGGUUUAACAAGCAGCUCCGUGCUGAGAUGGAGGACCUGAUGAGCUCCAAGGAUGACGUGGGGAAGAACGUCCAUGAGCUGGAGAAGUCCAAGCGAACACUGGAGCAGCAGGUGGAGGAGAUGAGAACUCAGCUGGAGGAGCUGGAGGACGAACUGCAGGCCACAGAGGACGCCAAACUGCGUCUGGAGGUCAACAUGCAGGCCAUGAAGGCUCAGUUUGACCGAGACCUGCAGGCCAGAGACGAGCAGGGAGAGGAGAAAAAGAGGGCGCUUGUCAAACAGGUGCGUGAGAUGGAGGCAGAGCUGGAAGACGAGAGGAAGCAGAGAACUCUGGCCGUUGCUGCCAAGAAGAAGCUGGAGAUGGACCUGAACGAGCUGGAGGGACAGAUUGAAGCCGCAAACAAAGGCAGGGACGAGGCUGUCAAACAACUCAGAAAACUCCAGGCUCAGAUGAAGGACUAUCAGAGGGAGCUGGAAGAGGCCAGAGCCUCCAGGGAUGAGAUCUUCACCCAGUCCAAGGAGAACGAGAAGAAACUCAAGAGCCUAGAGGCUGAAAUCCUGCAGCUACAGGAGGACCACGCAGCAUCAGAGAGGGCCCGUCGACAUGCUGAACAGGAGAGGGACGAGCUGGCUGAUGAGAUCUCCAACAGUGCUUCUGGAAAGUCGUCGCUGCUGGAAGAAAAGAGGAGGCUGGAGGCUCGUAUUGCCCAGCUGGAGGAGGAGCUGGAGGAGGAGCAGGGCAACAUGGAGCUGCUCAAUGACCGUUUCAGAAAGACCAACAUCCAGGUUGAAAACCUGAACACAGAGUUGGCCGGAGAACGCAGCACUGCACAAAAGAGUGAGAAUGCUCGGCAACAGAUGGAGCGGCAGAACAAGGACUUGAAAGCCAAGCUGGCAGAGCUGGAGGGGACGGUCAAGUCAAAGUUUAAGGCAUCCAUCACUGCCCUGGAGGCCAAGAUCCUGCAGCUGGAGGAGCAGCUGGAGCAGGAAGGAAAGGAGAGAGCAGCAGCCAACAAGAUCGUCCGUCGCACAGAGAAGAAACUGAAGGAGGUGAUGAUGCAGGUGGAGGACGAGCGUCGUCACGCCGACCAGUAUAAGGAGCAGAUGGAGAAAGCCAACUCUCGUAUGAAGCAGCUGAAGCGUCAGCUGGAGGAGGCAGAGGAGGAGGCCACCAGGGCCAACGCCACCCGACGGAAGCUGCAGAGGGAGCUAGAUGACGCCACAGAGGCCAGUGAGGGUCUCACCCGGGAGGUCAACUCACUCAAGAACCGCCUCAGGCGCGGUGGUCCAGUCAGCAGCUUCUCCUCCAGCCGCUCAGGCCGACGCAACCUCAAUCUGGACGGUGCUUCUGUCGACAUGUCAGACGAUGACGCCGACAGCCGUGCCGGUGACUUCAACGAGACACAAACCGCUAACGCCGAGUAAACACAACAACCCUCUCCUUCCUGCCCCCCACCCCCCCACCCCCCCACCCCCACCUCGUCACUACCCACCUCACCCACCUGUGACCGGCACCCAGUUUCCCUCCCCCAAAAGAUCCUCGACGUCACCAUCAUCUUUGUUCAUUUCAAACCACUGACUGGACAGAAGAUUGGAGCGAUGAGCUGUUUUUGGUAACGCUGGGCAGAGUGCGCCUGGCAGCCCUUUUUGUAUCAGUUAACACUGCAGGGAAACUCCACCGCCCUCCCCUGAAGUCAAGCCUCCAGUUGUGGAGAGUCACAGGGGCAAACGGACAAUUCUGCCUUACUCUGUUCUCCUCCGGCAAGCUGCUAGUCCUGGCUCGUCUCUCAGCCACGUAUCAUCUCAGCAUCAUGACGUAACACCCUCCCUCCCAUCAGGCGUGAAGUUAUCUGCUCAGCUUCUUGAGAAAGUAUGCAUAGGUGCAAAGUGCUUUUUAUACAUAUGAGACUGUAGGUGGAGGCUAUGAAGUGUACACACAUCAAGUAUGUAACGUAUGUGAACGCACCCCAUAUUGGAAAUGCAGGACUACAAGGAAACGUGUUUCACUCUGGUGUUGUCACAAGUGUCCCACUCAUAUGUUGUGUAAAAGCCAUCUCAUACCUGACACACUCCAAAGGUCACUGUGGCCUUCGGAGCGCCACGCCGGCUGCUUCAGUUGCAUGAGUCUCCCUCUGAUGUACAGACUGUUUGUCAGCUUCUACACCGCAGCAUGACAGGAACGACCAACAUCUCGGGACACGCAAUACAAGAACACGGACUCUGAAUUGAAAGUGUUUUACUGUGAAAAUAUUUUUUUUUCUCUGUUGCUUCAUCUCAGCGUUUAAUGAAGGAAUGUCUCGCUGGGUUUUAACUUGGAAUCUCUCAGCUCACAGGGUUAACACGUUUACCGUAAGCCAUUUGUGCUCAACUAUGGUCAGCGUGAGCUGUGAGCGAUGCAGAGUGGCUGGAAAAUGCACAGAACUGCACAGGAAGAUGUGUGAAUUUUUAACUGGAAACCAACAGGGAGAAAAUUAAAGCUCUUACUGGAAGCACUAAAGUGACGCUCAGGCCACAACUUUAAUGUGACACUAAAUGGUUAAACUUGUAGUUUCAGUAGAAAUCAGACAGAUUGAAAACAGUCAUCUUCUCACUACAUUUCAGUGUUUGUGCCAAGCCCCAGUUUGUAUCAUCACUGUAUCUGAGUCACAGAGCCAGAACAUUUUUCUGAAAAGUAAUAACCUGCUGAUCUUUGGAAACCCAAACAACACUUAGAGCUGUUCUGAAGUACGGCUGCACGACGUGUGGAAGAUAUGAGACGUGCAAAAAGUUGAAUAUUAUGAUAAAGACAUUACUUUAAAAUCAAGGGAUAUUAAAGUCAGUUUUCUGCUGCUUUCGGUUUAUUGCUAUACAACAGAUUGCUUGUUGUAUUUUUAAAAACACUUGUAUUGAGCAAAUCAGACAUCGACAUAGUGCUGUCACAAUACCAUAACUUUUAACUUUGAUACAGUACCUUGAAAAAUACCACAGGGUAAAUUUACACUGAGGGCUUAAAAUAAAAAAUGUUAUUAAAGGAAAAAUAUGACAAGGCUAUAACAUGACAACGACAGCUUUUCUUGGUUAGCAGCAGAAAAACCGCAGUAUACAUUAACGGCAACACAGUAAGAAAGCGCAGCCGAUGCAGGUGAAUCGAUACUGUGAAAAAUGAGAAAUAAACCCGUUUCAAAUAUUCAGAAUCGAUAUGUAUCGAUAAACUUUAAUUUUUGGCAACACUACAUUGAAAUAAACACAAAAGGCACCAAUAAAAAUGAAUGAAUGUUACAGUUUAAAGUGCCUUUUUCUACUUAUACUCUUUCAACUAACUAAUUUCAGUGCAAUAUCGCAGUCUUUCACAAUGUGUUUAUGGCACAAGCUCAUAUUGUGAUGAUAAUUAAACGAUAUUAUGUGUGGCCACUUGAAGCAUUUUCAAAAUCCUCUCAGACUCUCCACUGUAUGGAUGCAAAAAAUCUGUUGCACAACAAACAAGUUUUUAAACUUCUUAGCCAGGAUGGUUGAGAAUUCUUAAAGUGCUCAGACAAAAAGGAAUUUUUAACAUCCCAAGGUACGGCUCUAUUUCCUAAUUCAUAACAGAAGAUGUUUUAAAAAAAAUAAAAUAAUGAUAAUUGAAUUUUUAGCUACAUUUGGUCACAUUCAUAUCACAUUUCAAUGUUUUAUAUUUUCAUCACCACUAAAAUGAUUUUAAGAUUUUUCUUGUGAAGUACAAAAUGAGCAUGGAGACUUGGAAAUUGGGAAACAGGCUAAAGAUUAAAAAUAAUCAAUAGAAACAAUCUCAGCACCACAGGGACCAUUAGUGCUGGAGCUGCAACUAUUUGAAUCCCAUCCAUCAUGAAUUUGACAGUGUUACAGGAGGACUCCACCAUUUAGCUUUUCUCUGAAGGACUUCUCAUGCAGGCUAAAAAGUUGAAAACAUUGUGUGUGCAAUAAAUGAGAUUCUUUCUUAUCUAUACAUUGAGAAGUGUUUAGGAUUUUAGCGAUACCUUCAGAACAGCAGUAAGUGUAUUUCAAAGAUUGCCGUGUAAUUUUUCAGAGACUCUGAGUUCUGUGACUCAGAUGUAACAGAAACGUUAUGAUGAACAAACCCGGGCUGGUUUGUGCCAUGGUUUAGUGAGUCGAAGCUCGACUCUUCAGACUACAGUCAGACCUGAUGAAUCAGUAUUCACAGGUUGUUUUGUUCUUCCCUCGUGGCUUUAGCCCAGGUUUAGCGACGUGAAUUCAAGCUCUGCUUGAACUGCAGCAGCCGCCUCAACAGUUGAACCGCCACAGUGUGAAGCUACAUGCCAGGGUGCCCAUAUAUCCAUCCAUCAACUUUGAUUUAGUCUUUUAUCAUGGAUCUGCAGAUUAGGAUGGUUGUCUACAGCGGACUUCUUUGCCCUCCUCCCAAACGUUAACAGUAUGUUUCUUUAAAAGUGCCUUAGACACUAAAUAAGAACAUAAGCCGGCAAGGAUUUCAUUCCAGAUGUGAAAGAGAUGAAACAGGUACACCAUGGAGAUAUUCAACUGUUACUCUUUUGUUCUUUGUUUUGUAUUAUUUGCUGUGCUUCAUAUCAUAUCCGCUGUGUACCUCCAUGUUCAUAAUAACCUCCUAGCUAUAGAGUGUUCGGGUCAAAAUCAGUAUUACAGUAUCAUUAACUACGUGAGAAGCGGAGCCCUCGGCAGCUGCACGUCCCAACAUUACUUUUGUACUAAGAUUUAUCUGUGUAACCGCUCACAGGUGAAGGCUUAGUGCUGAAGGUAUUUCUGGGACUCAUUGCUCUGCACGGGAUUUUAUUUGGUUGGAAGCUUUAACAUCCACAAGUAGUUAACUCGUUUUUAUUUUAUUAUUAUUAUCCAGCUGGCUGUUGACAACCAGGCAUCCAACUGCAAAUACUCCCAUCAUAUUGUUUCUUGUAUACCUGUAUUUCUAGACGGUAAUUUUUUUGUUUUGUUUGUUUUUGUAAAAGGAAA